This is a messenger RNA of Olea europaea var. sylvestris, 849 nucleotides long. Its product is annotated as 40S ribosomal protein S9-2. The transcript has 3 exons. The record is from RefSeq and is a predicted model, not a curated record. The coding region runs from base 50 to 643 and encodes 197 amino acids. Lineage: Eukaryota; Viridiplantae; Streptophyta; Magnoliopsida; Lamiales; Oleaceae. Gene Ontology annotation, molecular function: rRNA binding; structural constituent of ribosome. Gene Ontology annotation, cellular component: cytosolic small ribosomal subunit. Gene Ontology annotation, biological process: positive regulation of translational fidelity; translation.
CUCAAUUUUGUAUUUCUUCUUCUUCUUCCAGCCGACGUAGCUUGCAGCCAUGGUUCAUGUCAGUUUUUACCGCAACUAUGGGAAAACAUUUAAGAAGCCUCGUCGUCCAUACGAGAAGGAGCGUUUGGAUGCAGAGCUGAAGCUUGUUGGUGAAUAUGGUCUCCGAUGCAAGAGAGAGCUCUGGAGGGUGCAGUAUGCAUUGAGUCGUAUUCGUAAUGCUGCUAGAAAUCUUCUCACCCUAGAUGAGAAAGACCCUCGCCGAAUCUUUGAGGGUGAAGCCCUUCUACGCAGGAUGAACAGGUACGGGCUUUUGGACGAGAGCCAGAAUAAGCUCGAUUAUGUCUUGUCGCUUACUGUGGAGAACUUCCUCGAACGCCGCCUCCAAACUCUUGUGUUCAAGGCUGGUAUGGCCAAGUCAAUUCAUCAUGCCCGAGUGCUUAUCAGGCAGAGGCAUAUUCGGGUUGGGAGGCAGGUGGUUAAUGUUCCAUCCUUCAUGGUGAGAGUCGACUCGCAGAAGCACAUUGACUUCUCCCUCACUAGUCCUUUCGGUGGUGGUCGACCUGGAAGAGUGAAGCGAAAGAACCAGAAAGCUGCUGCCAAGAAGGCAUCUGGCGGUGAUGGUGAUGAAGAUGACGAGGAAUGAACAUUUUCAACAAUUAGAAAACUGAAGCACCAUGUUCCUUGAAAUGUGGUUUUCGUUCUAAACCGAAACUCUCUGAAUUUUGUCUUGACAAAUGGUAGCGUGUGUUUUGCUUGUGUUUCACUAAUGGACUGUUUUCUCUUUUAUUUUUUUGGUUGGGAUUGUAUGAAGAUGGAUUUAUAUAAUUUCAUUUCAUCCACUUUUCAUCA